Gasterosteus aculeatus aculeatus (three-spined stickleback) is the source of this 7055-nucleotide messenger RNA. It is a transcript of the gene psme4a, whose product is annotated as proteasome activator subunit 4a. Gene Ontology annotation, biological process: proteasomal ubiquitin-independent protein catabolic process. Gene Ontology annotation, molecular function: proteasome binding; peptidase activator activity. The record is from RefSeq and is a predicted model, not a curated record. Gene Ontology annotation, cellular component: spermatoproteasome complex; cytosol; nucleus. Lineage: Eukaryota; Metazoa; Chordata; Actinopteri; Perciformes; Gasterosteidae.
UUGACACUCCUUGGGAUAUGACUGUGCUUUUGUAGUACAAAGCUAACUUUAGCCAGACCGCUAGCUAGUUGUCAGAUUUUUAGGAUUAACUUCGCCAAAAAGAAAGUAUAUUGUUGUCCCAACGCGUUGUCUGGACAAAGUCGUGGGUUUUUCCCCGUUAGCCUUAAUUUUUUAAUUAUGGAAUUCGUUCAAUGUUUUCUGGUAAAGGAAGCUAACUUAACUUGCUAGAUGGCUAGCUAGCGUAUCAUCAACUUGUGUCACAAGUUAGUCUCCGUGUGUGUCUCGGCUACCUUUCACUAGUCAUCCGCGAAGGCGCCGGGGAGCCGCUAGACGACGAUACACCCGCCGAGUAGCGUAACAAAACGUGUUGUGCGAAACCGGAACAAAGUAACCCGAGUAACAUUUGCUAGCACGCCGAAGCUAGCCAGUUGGGAUUUGUAUGAUGAAAAGGGCGCAGUCGGACACAUUGGGGUUCGCUCCUCAAAAAGACAUCGUAUACAACAAACUUCUCCCGUACGCGGACCGGCUGGAUGACGAAUCCAAUGAUCUUUUGAGUAAAAUAAAAGGAAACCUGUGCCGAGCUGUUCAGCUCCGAGAGAUAUGGCCCGGCGUGCUGUUCUGGACGAGGAAACUUUCCACGUACAUGAGACUGUAUGGGCGGAAGUUCAGCAAAGAAGACCAUGUGCUUUUCAUCAAAUUGCUCUAUGAACUAGUGACCAUCCCCAAACUAGAGAUCAGCAUGAUGCAGGGCCUUGCACGGCUUCUUAUCAACCUCCUCAAGAAGAAGGAACUUCUGUCAAGGGAGGACCUUGAACUGAGCUGGAGACCGCUCUAUGAGCUCCAUGACCGGAUUCUUUUCUCCAAGACGGAGCAUCUGGGCCUCAACUGGUUUCCCAAUUCUCCACGGGCUCGUUCAUCCUCUAAACUCAUAAUGAUAAAAUUGGUUCAGAGGUGCUCUGUGGAAAGUGUCCUGAAAACACUCGUGAAAAGCUGCAGACCGUACUUUUCAGAGAGUGCUACUCAGGAGAUGCUGGAUGAAUGGAGACCACUCCUCUGCCCCUUCGAUGUCACCAUGCAAAGAGCAAUCAGCUACUUUGAGCUCUUUCUAACCACAAAUCUGCCUCCUGAGCUGCACGACAAGGGGUUCAAGUUGUGGUUUGACGAGUUGAUCACCUUAUGGUUGUCUGUGCAAAAUCUUCCAAGCUGGGAAAUGCAUCUGGUCAAUCUGUUUGCUCGCUUGGCCAAUGACAACAUUGGCUACAUUGAUUGGGACCCUUACAUCCCCAAGAUUUUCACAAGGAUUUUGAGGAGUUUGAAUCUUCCUGUCGGGACCAGUCAGAUGAUGGUGCCACGCUACGUCACUAACGCCUACGACAUAAGCCAUGUGGUGCUUUGGGUCUCGUCCCUUUUGGGAGGACCCAGCAAACAAGCUCAAGCACAGCUCAGUGGCCUUUUCAACAGCAUAACAUCCUUCUUCCACCCAUCAAACCAUGGCCGCUGGCUGAUGAAACUCAUGAAGCUGCUCCAGCGUCUCCCGUUCAGCGUGGUGCGGCGGCUGCACCGAGAGCGCUACAGGAAGCCCACGUGGCUGCCCCCGAUACCGGACAGUCACAAGCUCACAGAGGAGGACAUCACGGCCUUUGUGGAGAGCAUGAUGCAGCCGGUGCUGCUGGCCAUGUUCAGCAAGACGGGCAGUCUCGAUGCGGCCCAGGCCCUGCAAAACCUGGCUCUAAUGAGGCCCGAGUUGGUCAUCCCCCCCGUGCUGGAGAAAACUUACCCUGCCAUGGAGACUCUGACGGAGCCCCAUCAGCUGACAGCCACUCUGAGCUGCAUGAUUGGUGUGGCACGGAGCCUGGUGUCAGGUGGGCAGCGCUUUCCUGAGGGGCCCACUCACAUGCUGCCCCUCCUCAUGAGGGCAUUGCCGGGCGUUGACCCAAAUGACUUCAGCAAGUGCAUGAUCACCUUCCAAUUUAUUGCCACGUUUGUGACUCUUGUGCCUUUGGUGGACUGCUCGUCUGCCCUACAUGAAAGAACCGACUUGACGGAGGUGGAAAGAGAGAUGUGCUCAGCUUCAGCGGAGUUUGAGGACUUUGUGCUUCAGUUCAUGGACAGAUGCUUUGCCUUGAUCGACAGCAGCACCCUGGAACAAACCCGCGAGGAAACGGAAACGGAGAAAAUGACUCAUUUGGAAAGUCUGGUAGAACUUGGCCUGUCAUCCACCUUCAGCACCAUCCUCACACAGUGCUCCUUGGACAUCUUUAAGGUGGCUUUGGAAAAGGUGUUCAACUUCGCAACCACCAACAUCUUUGAGACCCGUGUAUCGGGCAGAAUGGUGGCUGACAUGUGCAGAGCUGCUUCCAAGUGUCACCCCGCAGAGUCGCUCAAGGUGUUUGUGCCCCACUGCUGCAAUAUCAUAAAUCAACUCGCUGUCAAUGAGGAAGUGUUGAAUGAGGAGGAGCUUGACAAGGAGUUCUUGUGGAAUCUCCAGCUGCUGUCUGAGGUGACCCGGGUGGAUGGGGACAAGGUCCUACCGUAUCGCUCUGACCUGGUCCAGAUUUUGCAGCUGACGCUGCACCUCAAGUGCAAGCAGGGCUACACUCUAGCUUGCAACCUGCUCCACCACAUCCUUCGCUCCUCGGCCCUCAUCUACCCCACAGAGUACUGCAGUGUGCCAGGAGGGUUCCACCAACCAAUCAGUGACUACUUACCCAUCAAGGAUUGGGGGCGUCCUGGCGACUUGUGGAAUUUGGAUAUCCGAUGGCAUGUGCCCAGUCUGGAAGAGACGUCUUUUGCUUUUUAUCUACUGGACCUGAUACUCCAGCCUGAACUUCAGCGUCUUCAGAGAUUUGCGCAGGGGACGCAGGACAUGAGCAGAGAUGAUGUCCUACAGAGCCUGACCAUUAUUCAACACUGCCUCCUUGGAGCUGGCAGUCUGAUGCCGCCACUGAAGGGAGAGCCCAUCCCUGAACUGGUCCACAGUAUGGUGAAUCUAGAUGAGACCAAUCUCUACACCGGAGCAGAGUAUGAUAAGUCCAGAGAGAACUACAGAGACGCUGUCUGUAAGGUGAUGAGACAGCUGCUGCAUCACAUCCUGGAGCAUUCUGAAGAUGACACCAAGUCUCUUUUCUCCAUCAUCAAGAUUAUCAGCGACCUGAUGCACUUCAAAGGUUCUCACAAACCAGAGUUUGACUCCCGCUGGAAGAGCUUCAACCUUGUGAAGAAAUCGAUGGAAAACAGACUUCAUGGCAGGAAGCAGCACAUCCGAGCCCUGCUAAUCGACAGAGUCAUGCUCCAGCACGAGCUGCGAAAGCUGACAGUGGAAGGAUGCCAGUACAGAAGCAUCCACCAGGAGCUCAUGAAAGAUCUUCUCAGGCUUUCCACAAGCACUUACAGUCAAGUGCGCAGCAAAGCUCAAAGUGUGUUGUACACUGCACUGGGAACCUACAACUUCUGCUGCAGAGAUCUGAUCCCCCAUGUACUGGAGUUUCUCAACCCAGAAAAUGGCAGCGUCACACAGCAGCAGUUCAAAGGUGCCUUGUACUGUCUCCUGGGUAAUCACAGUGGCGUGUGCCUGGCCAAUCUGCACGACUGGGACUGCAUUGCCGUCACGUGGCCCGCCAUCGUGCGUUCCGGCCUCAGCUCCGCCAUGUCUCUGGAGAAGCCCUCCAUUGUGCGGCUCUUUGAUGACCUUGCGGACAAAAUUCAUCGCCAAUACGAGACCAUCGGUGUCGACUUCUCUAUCCCCGGUGAGUGCUGUGCUGUGGCCAAUCAACUCAUGAUUACUGGAAAUCCCGUUCCAAAGGAGCCUGUACCUUCAGAGGAAGAAGCCGCGGACGGUUUGAAGAGGCAGGAGAGCAAGAACUUUGAGUCCGUUGAGAAAUAUAAACAGCUCAUUGGUGAUCUGCUGGACUUCCUCAAUAACAGAAACAUGCCUUGGAAGUUCGAACACAUUGCAAUUGGCUUCCUGUCAUUGCUGCUGAGAGACGACCACCAACUCCCCCCACCUGCUGUGACGUUCUUCGUCAAAAGCCUCAACCACGACUCUCUCUAUGUCCGGAAGGUGGCGAUAUCCGCUGUGGCAGGGAUAAUGAAACAGAUCAAGAAGCCGCAUAAGAAAGUCCCCGUCAGCUCCUCUGAGCUUUGUGGAGGGAAGGAGCUGAGUGGUCUUGUUGCAGGGGACCGCCUGGACAACCAGUGGCUCCAGUAUAAUGGCAAAACCCUGCCACGCACGCAGCAGGAAUGGGACAGCUGUGUGUUUGUAGAAAAGACCCACUGGGGAUACUACUGUUGGCCAAGAAAACUGAUGAUGUAUGCACCGAUGAUGGAGCAACCCAAACAGAACCUGACCAGAGAGGAAAUGACGGAGCGGGAACAGAUCAUCUUUGACCACUUCUCAGACCCCGUAUUCAUCAACCAGUUCAUCGAGUUCCUCUCUCUUGAGGACCGUAAGGGCAAAGACAAGUUUAGCCCUCGCCGCUUCUGUUUGUUCAAGGGAUUGUUCCGCAAUUUCGGCGAUGCCUUUCUUCCCGUGCUGCGGCCACACAUGGAGCGCCUGGUGGCUGACACCCAUGAGAGCAAGCAGCGCUGUGUCGCAGAGAUCAUCUCUGGACUGAUCAGAGGCUGCAAGCACUGGAGCUACUCGAAGGUUGAGAGCCUCUGGGAGUUGCUGUGUCCGCUGCUCCGUACUGCCCUGUCCAACAUCACGAUAGAAACGUAUGCAGACUGGGGCACCUGCAUUGCAACAGCCUGCGAGAGUAGAGAUCCACGCAAGCUCUACUGGCUCUUUGAGUUGCUAAUGGAGUCUCCGGUCAACGGCGAGGGGGGCUCCUUUGUCGAUGCCUGUCGUCUGUAUGUGCUGCAGGGAGGUCUAGCUCAGCAGGAGUGGCGUGUUCCAGAGCUCCUUCACAGGUUGCUGCAAUACCUGGAGCCCAAACUGACACAGGUCUACAAGAAUGUACGGGAACGCAUUGGCAGUGUGCUCACAUACAUCUUCAUGAUCGAUGUCAACCUGCCGUACACCCAGCCAACUACAUCGCCCCGCAUCUCGGAGUUCACAGAGCGGAUCCUGUUGCAGCUGAAGCCUCUUACGGAGGUCGAUGAGGAGAUCCAGAACCACGUGCUUGAGGAGAAUGAGGUGGGCGAGCAAGAUGAGAGAACACAAGCCAUCAAGCUUCUCAAAACAGUGCUGAAGUGGCUUAUUGCAAGUGCUGGUCGCUCCUUCUCCACCGCUGUCCCAGAACAUCUACGGUUGCUUCCACUACUUUUCAAGAUUGCUCCGGUUGAGAAUGAUGACAGUUACGAUGAACUGAAGAGGGAUGCAAAGACCUGUCUGUCUCUGAUGUCUCAGGGACUCCUUUACACAGAGCAGAUCCCCUUGGUACUCAUUGCUCUGCAGGAGAUUGCUGGCAGCAGCUCAUGGCAUGCUCGCUACACGGUGCUCACUUACCUCCAGAUUAUGGUUUUUUACAACCUGUUCACCUUCAUGAGUGCCCAGAAAGCUGUGAAUGACGUCCGUGCUCUGGUGAUACGACUGCUUGAGGAUGAACAGCUGGAGGUAAGAGAAAUGGCGGCCACUACGCUCAGUGGCUUUCUUCAGUGCAAUUUCCUGUCCAUGGACGUCCCCAUGCAGACCCACUUUGAGGCUCUCUGCAAGACUCGCUUGCCUAAGAAGAGGAAGAGGGAGCUUGGCGCUACAGUGGACACGAUACCGUCUGCUGACCUGGUGCGGCGUCAUGCGGGUGUUCUCGGCCUCAGUGCUUGUAUUCUCUCCAGCCCUUAUGACGUUCCCAUCUGGAUGCCCCAGCUGUUGAUGGACCUGAGUGCUCACCUGAAUGACACACAACCCAUUGAAAUGACUGUGAAGAAAACUCUGUCAAACUUCCGAAGGACUCACCAUGACAACUGGCAGCAACAUAAGCAACAUUUUACAGACGACCAGCUGCUGGUCCUGACUGACCUGUUGGUCUCCCCCUGUUACUACGCCUAAAGCCAGAUCAGUUUGGGACGGCCCCGGACUGUACAGAUACCAGCCUGCAUUUGGGAGGAGGCUGCUGUUCUCGAAGAAAGACACAGCACCACCCUGGAAGAGGAACACACCAAGCCACCGAGUUGUGGCUCAAAGAAGGAAUGCAAGAGUUGUGUAUUUAUGUAUUUAGCUCAUUUACAUCUCUACUAUACUUAAUAUUUAAGGAUCAAUCAUAGCAGGGAUGAAUGACCUGCAGUUUGUAACAUAACUGUACAGAUUUUAUUUUUGUCUUUGAUUUUUUUUGGUGUGCAUGUGCAUGGGGGUAUGUGGGUGCGUUUAUGGGGUGCUUGAAGACAUCUGCCAGAUUCCCAGACAUUUCUCAGGUUUCUGUCCGUUCCAUCUGAAGUUUGAGCCAACACGAUGUCCAGUGUGGCGACACUCUGUUAUCUCCCAGUAGUGACGUCUAUGUCACAAUCACAGAGAACUGACUAUUUAAUAAUGAUCUCUUCAGAUUACACUACCAACAACAACAUGACUGUUUUGGCUGUUUGAACUAUAUCUGAUUAUAUGCAUCAUGCAUGUGUAUAUAUCAUGGUAUAGCAAAUAUGCACAAACAUAUUUAUUUAUUUAUUUGACCUUUUUUGAAGUGCUGACUUUUAAUUUUUUUUUUUUUUGUAGAAGGAAUAAAGUAGAUAUCUGCGCUUUUAGCAAUGGAGCCUUUUGUCAUAUAAACUUGCAAACAAAGGGAGAGGGCAAGCUCCCCGCUGCUGUGUGAUGCGUUUGCUGUGAAGACCUGCAAACCGUAUGAUUACCAUUUCAUGUGUGUCGAAAAUUACGCCAUCAACGUGACCUCUUGCCUCUUAUCCCUGGUAUCAUUUACCUUUUUUCUAAAACCCACUGAGUUUUUGUUUCCCCCUGAUGACUUGAAAUCAGUCCAAGCAUUGACACAUUUAGUACUUUAUGUAAGGUGUAGUGCAGUGCCAAAACUGCAGCAUAUUCUUUUCUUUUUUUUUGACGUGCGGUUUGCUUAUUGAAUGAGAAGUCAAUAAAUUGUUUGUAAAAAAAGAAAUAAAAUACGUUUUUCUUUUAA